GCUCUCCACAGCCGAUUUCUGUCAAACAUCUUGUAAACAAUCAGAUUUUUGCGUACGCGUAGCAUCAUCAUCAUUAGCGGUGCCGAAAAGUAAAACAAUUAACCAACCAGCACGAUGAGAUUCUACACCAUUACGUGUUUCGUGCUUUCCUUGCUGACUGUGAUUACAGCAGAGUUCUCCGCUGAAGAUUGCCGGGAAUUGGGCCUUAUCAAGUCACAGUUAUUUUGUUCAUCGUGCAGUAGCUUAAGCGAUUAUGGACUGAUUGAACUGAAAGAACAUUGCCUAGAGUGCUGCCAAAAAGAUACUGCCAGCGAUACGAAGCUGAAGGUGUAUCCGAUGGCGGUGCUGGAGGUUUGCACGUGCAAGUUUGGCGCGUACCCACAAAUUCAAGCAUUCAUCAAAAGUGAUCGUCCGGCCAAGUUUCCGAACCUAACCAUUAAGUACGUGCGUGGUUUGGAUCCGAUCGUGAAGCUGAUGGACGAACAAGGCAAUGUGAAGGAAACGCUGUCCAUCACGAAAUGGAACACCGACACGGUGCAGGAGUUUUUCGAAACACGGUUGGCGAAAGUAGAGGAUGACGACUAUCUCAAAACUAAUCGUGUUUGAUGAUAAACGAAAAUAGAAGUAAAUUUAUACACCUACAAAGCUAACGAAA
Molecule: messenger RNA, 655 nt
Organism: Anopheles stephensi (Asian malaria mosquito)
Lineage: Eukaryota; Metazoa; Arthropoda; Insecta; Diptera; Culicidae
Product: selenoprotein F
Exons: 3
Coding region: 115-606 (163 amino acids)
Cellular component (GO): endoplasmic reticulum lumen
Molecular function (GO): oxidoreductase activity
Source: RefSeq, a predicted model, not a curated record